Messenger RNA from Aspergillus steynii IBT 23096, 1551 nucleotides. It is a transcript of the gene fhdA, whose product is annotated as putative transcription factor Tos4. Lineage: Eukaryota; Fungi; Ascomycota; Eurotiomycetes; Eurotiales; Aspergillaceae. The record is from RefSeq and is a predicted model, not a curated record. The coding region runs from base 1 to 1551 and encodes 516 amino acids. Gene Ontology annotation, molecular function: protein binding. The transcript has 2 exons.
AUGGAGUCGUCUCCCCCGAGGAGUAGCUCUGCUGCUCCCGUGGCAGGCGUGAAGCGUCCGGCGUCCCUGUUGCCGGCUUUCGAGCCAUUGAGCUCUUCCCCGUCUCUGCCUCGGCCUCAGAAGCGUGUAGCACGCGAUGACCAUGCCGUUGUCUCGACCUAUCCGACUCCCGUCCCGACCUCGUCGACUCACAUCAUGUCGUCCUCCCCUCCUCGAAUGGCCCUGCCUCGAUCCGCGUCGCGUCGUAACCUUGCCUCGAGCAGCUCCGAACGUACCCCUCUAUCUGCCGUCCCGACCCUGAUGCUCUCGGACUCCGGCGAACCCCUUCUCAUGGGCCGGUCGAGCGUCUCCUGUCAUCAUCAGCUCGCCGCUAACCGUAUGAUAUCGAGAAUCCAUGUCAAGGCCACCUAUAAGCCCGCACCGAACCCCUUCGACCGAGAUAGGGUAGAGAUUAUGUGCAUGGGAUGGAACGGGAUUAAACUGCACUGCCAGGGAAAGACAUAUGAUUUGGCCAAGGGGAAGACCUUCACGUCCGAUAUCAAGGAUGCCGACAUCAUGAUCGACGUGCAUGACGCCCGUGUUUUGGUGCAAUGGCCGCGUGGUGAGAGAAAGGAUACCGACUCCGAACAUACUUGGGAGGAGACCACCCCCAAACGCAACGGGGAGUCUCGUCGAAGCCUGCAGGAUAGUCCAAGUGUGGAGCGUCGACGUUUGGCUUCUCCCGUGUCACCGUCCCCGGCGGUCAAGUCCUUGAUUCCCCCAUCUUCCCCGCUCUAUACCCCGACUCGCUCGCGCAAUGCCGUGGUUGUGUAUGAAGACGAGGCCUCUCCUGUCCGUGCGACUAGCUCCGCGGAGGAUCUCACGUCCGAAACUUUCCACGAUCCCUCUUCCGCUGUAGACCUUCUGCAGAGCUCCCAGUCCAGCGAACUAAGUGAACUGAGUAAGCAUGACGAGCUGUCUGACCACGAUGAGGAGAACGACCCCAUAAUCCACUCCUUUGGACCCUUCGGGGAGAACAUCCUGCCUCGCAUGGCUUCGUUCACUGCCGACGAGUCACCCGUCCGUCCCACUCGUCCUCGCAACCAGUCCUCUACGCAACCUCUCCAGCCUACGCAGUCACCUCGCCAGCCUUCCAAGGCCGCAGACGACGCCGAAAGUGCACCCAGCAAGCCGGAGCCGCUUGACGAAGGUCUGGAACGCGUCCAGAACCAUGCUGUCAACCAGCUCGCCUUCUCGCGUCUUUCUUCGACGCCAUUCUCAACCAUUCUGAGCAACCUUCCUCCCACUCUGUGGAGACAGAACAGCCAUUCCAAGCAGGGGCCGACCAAAGAGCAAAUUCUUGCCGUCAUUGACACCACCAAGUGCAUUGGAAAGGUUGCCCGUGAGGGAAAAGAUGCCGCCGGGAAGCCUCUUGAAAGCGAAUAUUACUACAUCCCGGAUUUCGAUGACGAUGACAUGCGACGGGAAGCUGUUGUGCAUGAUCUCCGAAAGCCAGGGCUUCGGAACUGUAGAAAGCAACAUAAGCAAUAUUUCUGGCGCAAGCCCAAAUAA